Messenger RNA from Colletes gigas, 3128 nucleotides. RefSeq names its product glycogen [starch] synthase (gene GlyS). Gene Ontology annotation, biological process: glycogen biosynthetic process. Lineage: Eukaryota; Metazoa; Arthropoda; Insecta; Hymenoptera; Colletidae. Gene Ontology annotation, cellular component: cytoplasm. The coding region runs from base 733 to 2823 and encodes 696 amino acids. The transcript is spliced from 12 exons. Gene Ontology annotation, molecular function: alpha-1,4-glucan glucosyltransferase (UDP-glucose donor) activity. The record is from RefSeq and is a predicted model, not a curated record.
AAUAAAUCGCGUCAAUGAUCGAACUGAUAAAUACUUAGGAAGCGUAUCAAUGUCUAACACCGAAAAGUCCAUCAUAAAAUAUCACUCGAAAUGUUCUGAAAGUAUCAUUUCACACGAUUUCGUCCCAAUCCUCAACCUAAGACUCUUUUCCCGCCAAUUUCCUAACUAUGCGGUCGAGCAUGGUGUUCCGCCAAUUCUGAGUGUUUAUUUCUCAACGAACGCGAAAGCUAUUAACGUCAGAGUGAUCGAUACAGUAUCGUGAUCACGAUCAAAGCACUUUCUGGACGAAGAACAUUUUUAUUCGACCGAAAAUUAGAAGACCAUGGCGUCGCGAUGUGUCUGUCGGAAGCAAAGUCGAAGAGGUUGAGAGAGAAGCUGUCUGGUAGCAGGGGCGACAUAUCUCGUGCCAUCUGUAGUUGCGAAAUAAAUCGAAGCAAUGCGUUUAUCAACGAACUGACCAAGAUCCGUCGCCCGUCGGGUUCAAAGUAGCCACGAGAAGCCGGACUCGAGGUCCCGUCAAGCCCUGUGACCUUUCGUAGUUUGUGGUGACCUUCACGUGAGCUUGGCCGUGGAACUUGCACGGACUGCCCACCCACUUGCUCCUCGUCUCUACACUUUAACGCCGCGAAACGCUAUUUCGAGCAAAAGUACGCGUGUACCCUCCGUGUCGGAUAAAUCACUGCUCGUUCCGUAAUUUCGUCGAGCAUCACGAAUUGAAAACGAGCCAGCAAAAUGUCAAGGGAACGCGCAUCUAGAAGAUUUUACCGUGUAGAUAGCAGUAAUGAUUUGCUCGAGUUUAUGGAUCGUGGUUACACUGCGCAACACGAGAACAGAUGGAAUUUUGAAGUUGCAUGGGAGGCUGCGAACAAAGUUGGUGGUAUAUACACUGUAAUAAGAUCCAAAGCUUAUGUUUCCACGGAGGAAAUGGGAGACCAGUAUUGUCUCAUUGGUCCGUACAAAGAAAUUUCAGCUCGUACAGAAGUCGAGGAAGCAGAUUUCCCACGUAACAGUCCGUUGCAUUUAGGUGUUCAAGUUCUACGCGAUCAGGGAUUUAAAGUGGUAACAGGAACAUGGCUAGUGGACGGAAAUCCACAAAUAAUACUCUUCGAUAUUGGAAGCGCCGCAUGGAAGUUGGACGAAUACAAACAGGAAUUAUGGAACACUUGCCACCUUGGUAUUCCUCACCUGGACAUAGAGGCGAACGACGCAGUUAUCCUGGGCUACCUCGUUUGCCAAUUUAUUUCCGAGUUCAGAAAAGCUGCCGAAGGAUAUUCCGACGUUCCUCCCCGCGUGGUCGUCCACUGUCACGAAUGGCAAGCAGGCGUUGGGAUAAUAGCUUUAAGAACUAGGCACGUGGACGUUGCCACGGUUUUCACCACCCACGCCACUCUGCUUGGAAGAUAUCUUUGCGCAGGAAAGACUGAUUUUUAUAAUAAUUUGGAUAAGUUCAAUGUCGACGAGGAGGCAGGGAAGCGGCAAAUUUAUCACAGAUAUUGUAUGGAACGUGCAGCCUCUCAUUUAGCGCACGUGUUCACAACCGUUUCGGACAUAACCGGCUUCGAGGCUGAACAUUUACUGAAACGAAAACCGGACAUAAUCACACCGAACGGGCUCAAUGUAAAGAAAUUCGCAGCGUUGCACGAGUUCCAAAAUUUACACGCCGUUAGCAAAGAGAAAAUACACGAGUUUGUCAGAGGUCACUUUUACGGUCAUUAUGAUUUUGAUCUGGAUAAGACAUUGUACUUCUUCAUUGCUGGACGUUACGAGUUCGGGAACAAGGGCGCAGACAUCUUUAUCGAAGCAUUGGCCAGAUUAAAUCAUUAUUUGAGGACGUCUAGGCCCGACAUGACUGUAGUUGCUUUCCUUAUUUUUCCAGCGCGAACCAAUAAUUUUAACGUAGAGUCAUUACGUGGUCAUGCUGUCACCAAAUCGUUGAGAGACACGAUCAGCGACAUACAACAAAAGAUUGGAAAACGAAUGUACGAAUUGUGUCUAUCCGGUCGUAUGCCCGAUGCACAAGAUCUUCUACAAAAGGAUGACACUAUAAAAAUUAAACGGUGUUUGUAUGCUUUGCAAAGGAACGGUUUACCGCCAGUCACCACCCACAAUGUAGUGGACGAUUGGAACGAUCCGGUACUGACUUCUAUCAGGAGAUGCAAUCUCUUCAAUACUGUUAACGAUCGAGUAAAGAUAGUGUUCCAUCCAGAAUUCCUGUCAUCGACAAACCCACUGUUUGGCCUAGACUACGAAGAGUUUGUCAGGGGAUGCCACUUGGGCGUGUUCCCGUCUUAUUACGAACCCUGGGGCUACACCCCCGCUGAAUGUACUGUUAUGGGCAUUCCUAGUAUCACUACGAAUCUGUCUGGGUUUGGUUGCUUCAUGCAAGAGCACAUAGCAGACCCAAUGAGUUAUGGUAUCUAUAUCGUAGACAGGCGAUUCAUCGGCCUGGAAAAUACCAUCCAGCAACUUGCUCAAUACAUGUUCGAUUUUGCGCGACUCAGCCGUCGACAGCGUAUCAUUCAAAGAAAUCGCACGGAACGUCUCAGCGAUCUUCUCGACUGGAGAAAUCUUGGAAUCUAUUACCGCCAAGCGAGAAUAAAGGCUUUGAUGAAAGUCUAUCCAGAAUUAGUGUCGGAGUACGCCGAGGGUGGCGUGGGACGUUUCAGUUAUCCGAGACCUAUCAGCGAGCCACCAUCGCCCUCUUCUUCGCGACAUACUACACCCGCUGCUUCGGUUCACGGUUCUGACGAUGAAGACGAGGACGAAGACGAAGUUGACGAAGAAAAAGAGCUACAAGAAUUGCGCCAACCAAACGGCAGAUAAAAGACUAACAAUAUUGGGGACAGUAGAAUGUGAUGAAUAAUUUACGUACACUCGAGGAAUACUUUUAAGACGGUAAUACGAGAAUUUGUUGCCUGUGUGGUUCAUCACGUUCUUUCAUUAUUUUCAGUUGCACCAUCAUAUUACUCUCAGUUAUACUUCUGUACCAUGCAUUCACACGCAAAGCUCAAACACGACGAGGCAAUAGCGUAAUAUAAUAUAUAUAGAACAGUAUUUAUACGACACGCAAAAUCAUUGAAAACAACAGUCUUCCUCCGAUCGAACUCCCGCAUAAUGUUCCAUAUAUA